UCAAGGUCUGUUGCUUGGUGGAGCCUUGCAACACUGCUAAGCAGAGGGAAAAGUUCUUCAAUUCAUUGUCCAUACAUAUCUUGAAUUUGAUCAGUGAAUCUAAAAAAUGCCACGUGUCUUCAUCAAAGGUGGAGUGUGGCGGAACACUGAGGAUGAAAUCCUCAAAGCAGCUGUUAUGAAAUAUGGCAAAAACCAGUGGUCUCGGAUUGCAUCAUUGUUGCAUCGGAAGUCAGCCAAACAAUGCAAGGCCCGUUGGUAUGAGUGGUUGGAUCCUAGUAUCAAGAAGACGGAAUGGAGCCGGGAAGAAGAGGAGAAGCUCCUUCAUUUGGCCAAACUUAUGCCAACGCAGUGGAGAACCAUUGCUCCCAUCAUUGGUCGCACAGCAGCACAAUGCUUGGAGCACUAUGAAUACCUUCUGGAUCAGGCCCAGAAGAAAGAAGAAGGUGAGGAUGGAGGAGAUGACCCAAGAAAGUUGAAGCCAGGUGAAAUAGAUCCAAAUCCAGAGACUAAGCCAGCUCGUCCUGAUCCAAAAGACAUGGAUGAAGAUGAACUGGAGAUGCUUUCAGAGGCGAGAGCCCGUUUAGCUAACACACAAGGGAAGAAGGCGAAACGCAAAGCCAGAGAGAAGCAGCUAGAAGAGGCUCGUCGUCUUGCUGCUCUUCAAAAGAGACGAGAACUGCGAGCUGCUGGCAUCAAUGUCCCUUACAGGAGGAGGAGGAAACGUGGAGUGGACUACAAUAGAGAGAUUCCAUUUGAGAAGAAGCCAACUCUAGGGUUUUAUGACACAAGUCAGGAGGCAUUUGAUCCCAUGGACCCAGACUUCAAGCGUUUGCGGCAGCAGUCUCUUGAUGGAGAACUUCGUUCAGAGAAAGAAGCCCGAGAGAAGCGUAAAGAUAGAGAAAAGUUGAAGAAACGUAAAGAAGAUGGGAUUCCCACAUCCAUGCUUCAAGGAGGCCAUCCUGUUCCCAAGCGCUCCAAACUUGUUCUCCCCCAACCACAGAUAUCUGAUCAAGUGAACAUCACUUAUACACGAAUCCAUUUCAAGAGAGCAUACAUGGGUGGAGGUGAAGUCUCUUGGGAACUGGAACAGGUUGUGAAAUUGGGGAAGGCAGCAUCAGAAGUUGCCCGAGAAGCUGGAGGAGAUGUUGAUGAAGGGAUGGCCUCUAAUGCCCUACUCAGUGACUAUAGUUCUGCUACUCCUGGCCUUGACCUUGUGGCUCGCACAGCUCGCACUCCUGCUGCUCAGACUGAUCGCAUCCUCCAGGAGGCACAAAACAUCAUAGCAUUGACAAAUGUGGACACUCCCCUCAAGGGAGGAUUGAACACCCCUUUGGUGGAAAGUGAUUUUUCUGGCAUCACUCCUCAACGUGAGAACAUCCAGACCCCUAAUAUUGUGUUGAGUACUCCAUUCCGUACACCUUUGGACAAGAGUGAGUUUCUCCCAGUAUCCCUUCCUGUUCUUUCUAUGCCUAACACAUGGGAUAUGUUCGGUGGUGCAACUCCAGGGAUGCAGACACCUGGACUUGGAAAGCAAAUGCCCUUGGGGACUCCCAUGCAAACUCCUCUCCGUGAUCGUCUCAACAUCAAUCCUGAAGAUACCUUUGAUGCUCCCACUGACCGCUUUGGCAUGAAAAAUUUUCAAAAAGAAAUGAAGGCAGAGCUGAGAAAAGGAUUGAGUUCUUUGCCAGCCCCAAAGAAUGAUUAUGAGAUUGUAGUCCCAGAGGAAGAAUCAGCUGGUGGAGAAGAGAAGGGAUUAGAGGAAGAACACGGAGGUGAAUGGAUUGAGGACCAAAGUGACAUUGAUGCCCGAAAGGAAGCCCAGCAGAGAGCUCAAAGGGAAGCAGAGUGGAAGCGUCGAUCUCAAGCAAUACAGCGAAACUUGCCUCGACCAACAGAGGUCAAUCUUACUAUCCUUCGUCCCACAUCACAAGAGGCAAACCUCUCAGAUCUUCAAAAGGCUGAGGAGCUGAUCAAGAAGGAGAUAACUACAAUGCUUCAUUAUGAUGCCCUAAAAUCUCCCUUGGAUCCCCAGAUUGGGAAGAAGAAGUCUGCAUCACAGGCAGCUGGGAAUCUAACUGCUCAUCUCACAUACUUGGAAAAGAACCCCUAUCAGCAAUUUGAUGAUGAGGAACUGGAAGAAGCAAAGGGAAUGCUUGCAAGUGAAAUGCAAGUUGUGAAGCAGGCCAUGGCACAUGGUGAUCUCUCAAUUGAGGCUUACAGUCAAGUCUGGGAGGAAUGCCUUUCUCAGGUCCUGUUCUUGCCAGCACAAGGGAGAUACACACGAGCAAACUUGGCCAGUAAGAAGGACCGUAUUGAGAGCCUGGAGAAGCGCCUUGAGCAGAAUCGCCAGCACAUGAUGCGUGAAGCUAAGAGGGCUGCUAAAAUGGAAAAGAAACUCAAAAUCCUCACUGCUGGCUAUCAGUCUCGAGCACAGGGGUUGAUGAAGCAGUUGCAAGACCUGUAUGAGCAAACUGAGCAGGCCCAGCUGGAAUGGUCUACCUUUGCCUUCUUGCAGGAAAUGGAAGAGAAAGCCAUCCCUCGUCGUCUCUCGAGCUUGAGAGACGAUGUAGCAAGACAGGAAGAGAGGGAAAAGGAACUUCAGCUGCGGUACCAUCAGCUUGCCCAUGACCUUUCUUCAUGAACUCCUUUUACUUUCCCUUCUCUCCUUUCAUUCUUCCAAUAUCAUAAGGUUACUUCAGUUUCUCAUCUUUUUAGGGAAAAAAGAUGAUAAAUACGUGACUGGAUAUCCUUCUUAUCUUCCUGUUGUGUUGGAUGUAUCAUGGAAUAAAACACUGGC
Molecule: messenger RNA, 2797 nt
Organism: Darwinula stevensoni
Lineage: Eukaryota; Metazoa; Arthropoda; Ostracoda; Podocopida; Darwinulidae
Source: the annotation of a GenBank genome assembly